Octodon degus (degu) is the source of this 2052-nucleotide messenger RNA. It is a transcript of the gene Cbx1, whose product is annotated as chromobox 1. NCBI's taxonomy places the organism in Eukaryota, Metazoa, Chordata, Mammalia, Rodentia, Octodontidae. Bases 257 to 814 code for a protein of 185 amino acids. Gene Ontology annotation, cellular component: pericentric heterochromatin; nucleus. The transcript has 5 exons. Gene Ontology annotation, biological process: negative regulation of transcription by RNA polymerase II; chromatin organization. The record is from RefSeq and is a predicted model, not a curated record. Gene Ontology annotation, molecular function: chromatin binding.
UGCGCGUUGGGGGCGGCGGGCAGAGCGGAGUGCGAGGCUCUUUUGUUCGGUUGAGGGGAGGGCCGGUGGUCCGGGCCUGCGGUACGCCGCUUCAGUUCAGGGGUCGACUGCGUUCAUCCGCCUAGUUGCUUUCCUGGGCGCCACUCCGCCGGCCUGCCGGACGCGACGCGCUAGGAGCGCGGCACCAGUUCUUCUCGGACUCUUGGGCGCUGCGCUGAGCAGCGUCACCCUUCACACCAGAAAGCUGGCGGGCACCAUGGGAAAGAAACAAAACAAGAAGAAAGUAGAGGAGGUACUGGAGGAGGAGGAGGAGGAGUAUGUGGUGGAGAAGGUGCUGGACCGCCGGGUGGUGAAGGGCAAAGUGGAGUACCUGCUCAAGUGGAAGGGCUUCUCCGAUGAGGACAACACGUGGGAGCCCGAAGAGAACCUGGACUGCCCUGACCUCAUUGCCGAGUUCCUGCAGUCUCAGAAAACAGCACAUGAGACAGACAAAUCAGAGGGAGGCAAGCGCAAGGCUGACUCGGAUUCUGAAGAUAAGGGAGAGGAGAGCAAACCAAAGAAGAAGAAAGAAGAGUCGGAGAAGCCACGAGGCUUUGCCCGGGGUUUGGAGCCAGAGCGAAUUAUUGGUGCCACGGACUCGAGUGGAGAGCUCAUGUUCCUCAUGAAAUGGAAGAACUCUGACGAGGCCGACCUGGUCCCUGCCAAGGAGGCCAACGUCAAGUGCCCACAGGUUGUCAUCUCUUUCUACGAGGAGCGGCUGACGUGGCACUCCUACCCUUCGGAGGAUGACGACAAAAAAGACGACAAGAACUGAGUCUCCCAAGGACCAGCCCAUCGCCUCUAGCUGGGUCUCCAGGGGGUGGAAAGGCAUUCUGCUUGUCCUCAUACCGCACAGGUGGCUUGGGAAGAUGUCCUUUGAAGAGCCAGUAUCAUUUCCAUCCCUGCCGCGGCCCGGGUGCUGGCCAGCUGCUCCAGCUGUGCACACCUGCCCCGGGCAGGGAGCAGCCACCGUGGCCGCUCCACACUUUGCUGGCCUGCGAAGGGCCUUCUGUGAAGGACAGAACUUGCAGGAGCAGGCGUGUGGGGAGCAGAAAGAUACUGUCUUCUUCAAAGAGCAUCUCCGCAACCCACAGCCUUCUUCCCGAUAGUGUUAACGCCACAUUUUUACAGCGUAGCAUGUGUGUAGUUUUCGGCUAUUCCUGGUGUAUUAUUUGAGGGGAGGGUGGGGGGAGGGAGAUGGGUAGGGUUGUUCUGGCGGAAAUUUGGGCCCUGACUAGGAUACAGUGGCCAGAACAACUCAUGUUUUGGUUCUAUGUUCAGAAUAUUUUACCUUCUCAAAAAAUGUCAUUGGCACCCUAAACAAGGACUGUGAGAGACUGGUUAACAAGCUGUGAAUGCCCGAAACCCCGAGCCAGGAGUCCCUGUGGGACCUGAACAUUGUCCCCAAGGACCGAGCAGCUCCCAAAUUACCAAAGCAGCCAUUAUGGAGAUGGAGGCAGACUGGGGCGGGACCGUCCCCGGUGGUGUCCACAGGCAGACCCUCUGUCUCAGCGGUGCUAAUUCUCAAUCAGACAGGAGUUAGGAAGUUAGGGUAGGACCUGCUUGGCCGUCCACACCGCGGCAGAAGUGCUGGGGGACUGAGGGAGGGCAGCAGAGUUGGGACCAGCGUGGUCCAGACUCUUAGGGUGGAAAAUCGGGGCCUUGGGUUUUGAGCUUGGAUCUGAAACCUUUAGUGACAGAGUUCAGUCACUGACAGCACAAGUUUCAUUGAGUCAGUCGGGCUGAGCGCUUUCAGAAGCCCUGGUCUCAGGAGAUGGAACGUUCACACUGGGGCAGCGGUUCACUUUAAAACACAAAGCAAAUUGUGAAAAAGAGCUAACACUGCUGCCCAAAAUGCUCUGCCUUCAGUCAUAAGAUCCAGCAGUUCUUGACACUGUCUUGAGCUACAUUGUAAAGUCUUUUUAGGCAUGUGUUAGAUUUCUGUGAAAUUUUUCUUUAAAUGUAAACUUCAUACUACACUGUCAGUUUUUGUUGUAAUAAAAGUAUAGAUUU